AUGGUCCUACACAAUCCUAACAAUUGGCAUUGGGUGAACAAGGACGUGGGACCAUGGGCAAAAGACUAUCUCGACAGCCAAGUCAGAGAGGUCUCUGCAGAAGAGGAUGGAGUGUCUGCGAAAGUCACUAAGCUUACGUCUAUGGAUGGUGACGUUGACGUGAGCCAGAGGAAAGGUAAAAUCAUCACGAUUUUCGACGUUUCUUUGCGUCUGGAUUACGAAGGCAAGACCAAAGAUGGUGUUGAUGUUGCAGGAAGCAUCAAGGUACCGGAAUGUGCAUACGACACGGAGCCCGACGAGUAUGUUUUUGAUAUAGAUAUCUACUCAGAGACGAAAGAGAAGCAACCUGUAAAGGACCUCGUAAAAUCCAAGAUUGUGCCUCAGUUACGCGAGGUCUUCCAGAAGCUCGCUCCAGCUUUAGUUGCAGAACAUGGAAAGGACAUCCAGCACGCUACAAGUUCGAAUCCUUCGAGUGGCUUUGCAACACCAACUUGGCAUCCGCAGAAGGAACGAGUACCUGUGAACUCUACCAGCACCACCAAGACGUCAGCCGCAGGCAACGCAUUGGUCAACACUACCACUGUCACUGCUAACGACGAGUUUCGAACCACAGCUGAAGAGCUAUUCAAGACGUUUACGGAUCCCCAGAGAAUAGCCGCCUUCACACGCGCUGCUCCCAAGAAAUUCGAAGGUGCUGAAGUCGGAGCUAAGUUCGAGAUUUUCGAUGGUAACGUUCUUGGCGAAUAUGUCAAGCUUGAUUCUCCCAAGCAGAUUGUACAAAAGUGGCGCCUAGCUCAAUGGCCCGCCGGUCAUCACAGCCUUCAGGAUAUCAGCUUUGACCAGAACGACGUUGACCAAGUCACAAACAUGCGCGUUACGUGGACUGGUGUGCCUGUUGGACAGGAGGACGUAGUGCAGCGCAACUGGGAAGGAUACUAUGUUCGCAGCAUCAAACAGACAUUUGGUUUCGGCACCAUACUGUGA
Molecule: messenger RNA, 984 nt
Organism: Lithohypha guttulata
Lineage: Eukaryota; Fungi; Ascomycota; Eurotiomycetes; Chaetothyriales; Trichomeriaceae
Gene: AHA1
Product: Co-chaperone
Exons: 4
Coding region: 1-984 (327 amino acids)
Biological process (GO): positive regulation of ATP-dependent activity; protein folding
Cellular component (GO): cytosol
Molecular function (GO): protein-folding chaperone binding; ATPase activator activity
Source: RefSeq, a predicted model, not a curated record